Aspergillus alliaceus is the source of this 801-nucleotide messenger RNA. RefSeq lists its product as uncharacterized. Bases 1 to 801 code for a protein of 266 amino acids. NCBI's taxonomy places the organism in Eukaryota, Fungi, Ascomycota, Eurotiomycetes, Eurotiales, Aspergillaceae. The transcript is spliced from 3 exons. The record is from RefSeq and is a predicted model, not a curated record.
AUGACAUUUACAUACCGCGACGGCAUCGCUGUGCUCCAGCUGAUCGCCUUCAUCCCCGCCUUAAACCUCGCGUUGUACUUGUGCUACAAACAAGGAUUGAAAGCGGUGGCAUCAUGUUGGCGAUUCUUGCUCAUCCUAUCCUGUCUACGAAUUGCUGGUGCCGUCUGUCAGUUGCUUCUUAUCAGUCAUGCUUCGGAAGACGUCGUCGUGACCAAGAUCGUAUGCGAUCUACUAGGAAUUGCGCCACUAACAUUGGCUGCAGUUGGCCUCUUACAGAGAGUAAACGAAACGGCCAAGCAAGUCUCCCGGUAUACCUUCAUGUUUGUGAGCAUCGUCAGUAUGGUUGGUCUGAUUAUCGGUAUUGUCGGGGCGGUCCAAGCUGUCAAUGGCGCCAACUACAAAGUCACUAGCUUGCUCAAGGCCGCAUUGGCUUUGUUCAUUGUAUGCCUAGGCCUGAUGUUUCUUAUCCUGUUCUAUCUGAGCUGGGAUAUAAAGAGUCUGCCUGUCAGUGAGCAGAGGGUCAUCUACUCGUUGUACCUUUGCAGCCCAUUGUUGGUUGUUCGAAUGGUGUAUGCGGCCCUCAGCGACUAUGGCUCGGACCCACGUUUCGCACUAUUCGAUGGCAGUCCAACGGCGUACCUCUGCAUGUCAGUACUCGAGGAGAUUGUUCUUAUGAUCAUCUGCCUCAUGAUUGGGUUCAUGUACCCCCCGCCUGUGCCAGAUAGGACUGCGAACAAAUUGAUUUCUCCCGGAUCGCUUGAGGCCAGCAAGCAGUCCUGGAUGAGCUCGCUGUACCGGUAA